Drosophila obscura is the source of this 876-nucleotide messenger RNA. Its product is annotated as glycine-rich cell wall structural protein. NCBI's taxonomy places the organism in Eukaryota, Metazoa, Arthropoda, Insecta, Diptera, Drosophilidae. The transcript has a single exon. The coding region runs from base 97 to 480 and encodes 127 amino acids. The record is from RefSeq and is a predicted model, not a curated record.
CCAGCGUUUUGAAUAAUUAUUUUGGGGCUCUGGUGUGAGACCGUCAGUUUAUUUCUUGACGGCUCAGCGCUCGUUCAUACAGGCAGAAAACCAAUUAUGAAGAUCCUCAUUGUGCUGGGAGUUCUGGUCACCGUUGCCUCGUCUCUUCCUCAAUUCGGCUUUGGAGGCCCUGGCUUUGGCGGACCUGGCUUCGGAGGCGGCGGCCAUGGAAACUUUGGAGGAGGCCCUGGAUUUGGAGGCGGCCCUGGCUACGGCGGUUUUGGAGGUGGUCCCGGCUAUGGCGGAUUCGGUGGAAGCCCGUAUGGCGGCCUUGGAGGGGGUGGUGGUCGUCGACGUCAUCAUGGCGGCGGUGGCGGUGGGGGUGGUGCUGCCUCUGCCUCGGCUUCUUCUAGCGCUUCGGCGGCUGGUGGCGGCGGGGCCGCUGCAUCCUCAGCAUCCUCAUCCGCCUCAGCAUCGGGCGGAGGUGGCUUCUAUGGCUAGACCGGUUGUCUGUUGUUUAUGCCUAAGUUAGUUUUAAUGAUUGAAGAAAGUCUGAAAAAUAUAAGAUCAAAAACCCGAAUCUUAAGAGAUGCCUCUAUUCUGUCAUUGUCCCACGACACUCGACUCCAAUCAUGUUGAAUGGGAACUACGAUGCAUAAAAACGCCGUUAAUUCAUGCAUAUAAGUCGGGGAAAUAAUAAAAAUAGUUGCACAUACGUUGGUGGGCUUUGCUGAUGCGGGUGGGGAAGUAGUAUAAAACGUCCAAUGCCCUACUUCUUAGGGAGCGGAGCACUGGGACUCCCCUGUAUUCAUCUAUUGGCCUAUACAUACAAACAUAUAUAUGUACAUACAUGCAAAUGCAAAUCUAAUGUUUAACAUUUUAACAAUUUGUAUCCCA